This is a messenger RNA of Truncatella angustata, 1188 nucleotides long. RefSeq names its product Alpha/Beta hydrolase protein. The coding region runs from base 1 to 1188 and encodes 395 amino acids. The record is from RefSeq and is a predicted model, not a curated record. NCBI's taxonomy places the organism in Eukaryota, Fungi, Ascomycota, Sordariomycetes, Amphisphaeriales, Sporocadaceae. The transcript is spliced from 2 exons.
AUGGUCCGUUCAUUCGUUCUCUCUUUGCUUGCCGUGGCCGGCGCUGUUGUUUCAGCAGCUGCCGUGCCAGAGGAGCGCAAUGCUGUGGAUUGCACCGGUGUUGCUGCCAUCUCACCUUGGUGCCGUUCUAAUGAAGUCCAGUACACACGCGAUGUGUACUAUGUUGGCGGUCGUAUCAUUAACACCGGUACUGCUAACAUCACAGCCGAUCAACUCUAUGUUGAGAAGCUCACCCCUAGCUGUGGUGUACAACAUCGUCACCCUCUCGUCUUCUUUCAUGGUGGUGCUGUCUCAGGCGUCACGUGGCUGAACACUCCCGAUGGGAGAAAGGGCUUCGCCUCUUAUUUUCUCGAGAAAGGAUAUCAGGUCUACCUUCUGGAUCACACUGGAGUUGGUCGCUCUUCUCAAGAGGACACUUCAGAGUAUACCCUCUGGAACGCCACCGGUGUCGAGUCGGUCCAGGCAGGCUUCACUGCUCCGGAGUUGAAACCGACCUACCCUCAGGCUGUACUCCACACGCAAUGGCCUGGCACUGGCCAAAAGGGCGACCCUUACUUCGACCAAUUCAGAAAGGGUGUCAUCCCCUUCACCAGCAACUGGACCAUGGGCGAGCUCUCCAUGCGUGCUUCUGGCUGUGACCUGCUCUCAUUGAUCGGCCCCUCUUACUUGAUCUCCCACUCAUCUGGUGCUCAAUACCCUGUUCUCCUGUCCAACGACUGCCCUGACCUUGUCGCCGGUAACAUCAACCUGGAGCACUCGACCCAGCCCUUCUGGAACUAUGGCACCACUCUCAACUCAGGCUCUUCCAUCCGUCCUUGGGGUCUGGCGAAUACUCCCUUGACCUACGACCCCCCGGCCUCGAACUACACCGAGAUCAGCAAGGAAUGGGUUGGCAACGACACUCUGGCUCUCCGGAGAUGCUACAUGCAGACUGAGCCCGCUCGUCAGCUUCCCAACAUCGCCAAGGUGCCUUACCUAUGCACUACUGGUCAGGCCAGUGUUCACGCCACGUACGAUCACUGCGUUAUCAACUACUUGAACCAGGCUGGUGUCAAGACCGACUGGAUCAAGCUCGGCGACAUUGGUAUCACCGGUAACGGUCACUUUGGACAUCUGGAGCUGAAUAACUUGGAGAUUGCCAAUGUGGUUAGGCAAUGGAUUCAGAAGCAGGAUUAUAUCCGGAAGUAG